GACAAGAAAGCCAUGUUGUCCUUCACCACAAGGUCUCUUGAAUCCAUGUUUAGUCCAACUGGCAUUGAUGGAGACAUGAAUGUCACACUGUGGCCUCUGCAGAAUGGUAUCCUGCACUACUGUGGCUUCCACGUUCUGGCCCCUCAGAUCUUCUGGGCUCCGGCUUCUGCAGCUGAUGAAGAUCGUAAAUCCAUGAUGGAGGCCUGGCGUACACGCCUGCAGGGUCUCCUGGAAGAGAAGACCCUGUCCUUCUUCUCUCUCGACUGCUUUGAUGAGAAGACUUUCCAGCUGAAGCCUGAUGUUCAGGAGAAACAGGCCAGCAAGGAGUUUGGUCUGACAGCAGGCAUUCACCUGAACAAGCCUUUGCCUCCACACAACCAGAUGAAGGCUGGAUGCUGAUUUUGUUCAUGUAAAACAUCAAUAAAAGCUGGUUUAUUUGA
This is a messenger RNA of Austrofundulus limnaeus, 440 nucleotides long. RefSeq names its product NAD(P)H dehydrogenase [quinone] 1. Gene Ontology annotation, molecular function: NAD(P)H dehydrogenase (quinone) activity. Gene Ontology annotation, cellular component: cytosol. Lineage: Eukaryota; Metazoa; Chordata; Actinopteri; Cyprinodontiformes; Rivulidae. The record is from RefSeq and is a predicted model, not a curated record.